Molecule: messenger RNA, 1242 nt
Organism: Carya illinoinensis
Lineage: Eukaryota; Viridiplantae; Streptophyta; Magnoliopsida; Fagales; Juglandaceae
Product: biotin carboxyl carrier protein of acetyl-CoA carboxylase
Exons: 9
Coding region: 188-1042 (284 amino acids)
Source: RefSeq, a predicted model, not a curated record
GCGAAAGGGUAGAUGUAACGGACAUUACGAAGCUCAAGCUCGAAGCUCUUCCAACUGCACUUAAAUCAGCCAAUGCUCCUUUCUCAGUAAAAAACCAUUUCUCUUCUUCUCGAUCUCCCCACUCCCCGCCGGACUUCGCUAUAUAUUUUCCCUCUUCUUUCAACUCAUCUAUUUCGGUCUGUCUUCUAUGGAGUCCUCCGCUGUUCUCCGAUCUUUUCACUGUUCCGUAGGGACUACUUCGCAGGCACGCUCCUUCCUUGAGAGGCCUAGUCCGGUACCUAUAUAUAAUGCCAGCUGGCCUAUUCCAAGUAAAUCGUGCAGCCAAGGCUUGACAGUUAGUGGGAAGCUUGUUUUUUCAUCUACAAAGCAGAAGGGAAUGGUAGUACUAUCUGCGAAGACGUCUGAAGCCAUGGAAACAUCUAAGUUCGAUGAUACUGUUGUCAAAGGCUCAUUGGAGGAGAAAGCUCCAUUCAGUGCUACUUUUCCUAACGAAUUAGAGGCACUGGUACUAGAGGUCUGUGACGAGACAGAAGUUGCUGAGCUGAAACUAAAGGUUGGAGAUUUUGAAAUGCAUCUGAAGCGGAACAUUGGAGCCACAAAAGCUCCCAUGUCUGGAAUUUCACCCGUUAUACCACCACCUAUUCCAACUAAACCCAUGGUUGAAUCAGCACCAGUUAUUCCAUCACCAUCACCAACAAAAGCUUCCAGUCCAUUUACAAAUGUUCCCGAAGAGAAGUCUUCAAAGUUAGCAGCCCUAGAGGCUUCUGGAUCAAGUGCAUAUGUCUUAGUAUCAUCCCCAACGGUUGGGUCAUUUAGAAGGGGCAGAACUGUGAAAGGGAAGAAGCAACCUCCUAUUUGUAAAGAGGGUGAUCUAAUAAAGGAAGGACAAGUAAUUGGAUAUUUGGAUCAGUUUGGCACUGAACUUCCCGUGAAGUCAGAUAAGGCAGGAGAAGUAUUAAAGCUCCUUUUUGAUGAUGGAGAAGCAGUUGGUUACGGAGACCCUCUGAUUGCCCUCUUGCCAUCGUUUCAUGGCAUCCAGUGAGCUCUUCCCGAUCAAUGGUGAUCAAUGGUGAUUCCCCAACGGAAUUUAUUAGUUGGAGAGCUGGUGAGGCUUGAACUUCGUUUUUUUUUUUUUCUAUUUUAAGGUCAUGCUAUUCUUUCCGUCUAAAGUAGCUAUGCUCAUAGCUAUUGACGUUUCUUGCGAUUUGUGUUGGAUGUAGUUAAACUUUGUUGUUUGAUGCA